AUGAAGCGACCGGCAAGACACCAGGUGGUGUCGCGCGAGAUACCCCAAGGCGUGGCCCGCCAGCACGGCGAGACGCAUGUCGACAAGAUCCUUGCAGCACCCGCUGGUGUGACGGAACGGCUGCGCGCUCGCUGGUGUGACGGAACGGCUGCGGUGAUUGAGUCGUCGCAGCAAGUGCGAGAUGAAGACGAGCGGAUGAUGGAAGCUUUUGAUAGCGGGAUGUUCGCGUCGAAUCUUGGUAGAAAUUCGCGUGGUCGACCGACGACAAAUGACGCGCUUGGGCCGCCGGGAGAGAAUCCCGUGGCAUCGCGCACGCAUUGGCGCGCGCCAGACCUCAGCGUGUCCCGCUUUGCGUCGCUUGGGCCGCCUGGUGCGCGCUUGCCGCCGCAGCACCCCACGCCGAUGCACACAUCGCCGUCACCUGAGUAG
Peronospora matthiolae is the source of this 429-nucleotide messenger RNA. The record is from the annotation of a GenBank genome assembly. NCBI's taxonomy places the organism in Eukaryota, Oomycota, Peronosporomycetes, Peronosporales, Peronosporaceae.